Messenger RNA from Suillus subalutaceus, 964 nucleotides. Its product is annotated as Alpha/Beta hydrolase protein. The record is from RefSeq and is a predicted model, not a curated record. NCBI's taxonomy places the organism in Eukaryota, Fungi, Basidiomycota, Agaricomycetes, Boletales, Suillaceae. The transcript has 4 exons. Bases 215 to 964 code for a protein of 249 amino acids.
CGAUUUAUUCAGCAAGCGAGAUUAUGCAACGUCCACUAUUCGAUGAUCGAUAAACGCCUUGUGCUAUUAUCACAUUCUUCCCAUGCUCUGACUCCAGAACUGGCAUCCCGUUUGCAGGUCUUGGUGCUCCCUCAGCCUUUAAAAUGGAGACUGAGUUCCGAAUUUCAUUCCUACACCCUUCUCCGCUUCCAAAAUCUGAUAUUAGCGUGCACAAAUGACCAUUUCAGCGACCCAGUGGGGUUCCCCCACCGCUACCAGACGGGCUUUGCUCAUUCAUGGCAUUACUAUGACAUCGAAUUCCUGGGAGGGUCUCGCUCAGCUAUUGGUGGCAGAAGCACCGAAUCUCCUUGCCCAUGCAUGGAGGCAGGGCAAUACCGACUACCGUAUAUCCGCCUUUGCAGAGGACCUCCGACCAUAUUUCGUCAUGGACACAUCCUACGACGUAAUUAUUGGUCAUUCUUUUGGCGGUGCAGUGACAGUAUCUCUCUUGCCAUUUUUACCCAAGAAGAAAGAAACCACCGUUAUACUCCUCGAUCCUGGCCUUGAGUUUACAGAGGAACAGAACAAGAUGAACUUAAAUCUGUUUCUAAAGGAAACGGCGAAUAUCAAGCCCGUCAACGUGCACAUGGCUAAAAAUCCUGCUUGGUCACACCGUGACUGCAUGUUAAGAACGCUGGGAUUCUCCAUGUGCGAUCGCACGGCUGUCGAAGUUUUUCGGGUAAUUUUACAACUGUCAGAAUUCCAUGGUUUUAGUGGCCUGCUCAAAAAAAUCCCCCUUCACCUGAAGAUCACCGUACUUGUGUCAGACCCAAAGUUCGGCGUUGGUAUUUGUAAUUUGGAACACAUCCCUCGUGACGUGGAGAGAUUGAAUGUUAGAGCUCUUACCGGUAUCGGUCACUGGAUUCAAUAUGAGUGUCCAGAUGCUAUCAUGGAUGCAAUUCCGCUACCAAGGGCAAAACUAUGA